AUGAAGAAGAAAGUGGACGGGCGCAUAAAAACGCUGGUGGAGAACAACGUGGCGCUGGGGCAGCGGAGCAUGUUCCUGGUGGUGGGGGACCAGGGGAAGAACGUCGUGCUGAAUUUUUACUUUCUGUUGAACCGGCUGGCCAGCAGGACGCACAGCAUCCUGUGGUGCUACAAGAAGAGGCUGGAUUUCUCGACGAGCAAAAAAAAGAGAUUUAAAGAAAUGAAGAAGAAGAUAAAGAAGGGGACCUUCGACGCAACCAUUGAUAGUAAUUUUGACUCAUUUUUAAAAAGUGCCAACGUGAGGUUUUGCUUUUAUAAUGAGACGAAGAAAGUGUUGGGCAAGACCUACUCCAUGUGCGUGCUUCAGGACUUCUCCUAUAUAACCCCAAACGUUUUAUGCAGAUGCAUAGAGACAGUAAUCGGCGGGGGCAUCAUCCUCUUCCUCUUGAAUAAGCUAGAUGACGUGAAAAACAUUUAUAAGUUAACCCUAAACUGCCACAAGAAGUACACGCAGAAUGGCAUUUCCGAGGUGCAUAAUAACUACGUCACGAGGUUUUUUCUCUCGCUCAACCGGUGUAGAAACGCCAUGUUCAUCGAUGAUGAGAUGAACAUUUUACCUCUGAAUGAGAACCACCUGCAUGUGAAGAAGGUGGUGGUGAAGGGAGGAGGGGAAGAAGACGCCAAGCAGGGGGGAGCUGCCUUAAGUGGCCCCCGCGCGGCCACGCUGGGCGGGCACCUCUGCCCCGACAAGGAGGAACUGAGGAAGCGCCUGGCCGAGUUGGAGGCCAUUUGCGAGGAAAACGAGAGGCGGGCGGAGGAGCGCCGCCGCUUCCUCCUCUCCGCGAGGGUUUGCGGUGGAGAUGCAGAAGGCGAAGCCGGCCGAGUUGGCAAAGAAAGCGGCAAAGAAGCCGUUUCCCCCGCCGCUGUCGCCGCUUCCACCGCCGACCCGUACGCCUUCCUGGGCAGCCCCGUCAUGAACCUGCUGCGGAUCUGCCUGAGCAUCGACCAGCUGGAGGCCCUGCUGAACAUGUGCAAGUUGCUGCGCAACGACGAGGAGAGGAAGAGGCAGCUGAAGGAGGUGCUCAUCAGCCUGCUCGCCAACCGAGGGCGCGGCAAGUCCGCCACGCUGGGGCUGCUAAUCGCCCUCAGCAUCUACUUCAAUUACACCAAUGUCAUUCUCUGCUCGGGGAACGAUGACGGCAUGCAGACCAUCUACGAGUUCAUCGAUGAGGGACUUCGCCUCCUCGGCUACAAGGAGUUCAUUCACUAUGAGAGGGUCUACCUCCUAGGAAAGUUAAAAGAAAUAAUCAUUUUUAAAGACCCUCACAAUCAAAGUCGUCUGAAGCAGAGGGUUCGCUACUUUAACAUUUUAGAAGAAGACUUGGUAAACUCAGAGCUAAUGAUAAUAGAUGAAGCGGCUUGUAUCCCCAUCGACGUUUUGAAGGGAAAAAUAAAAGGAGAGGUCACCAUCCUGUCGACCACCCUGAAUGGGUACGAAGGGACAGGCAAAACGUUCAUCUUCAAAUUGCUAAAACAGCUAAAGAAAAAAUUCGUCACCCAAUUGACGUAUGGCGAGUUUAAAGAAAUGAAGAGACUCUACUUCGAGAGGGCCUUCAUCGAGGUGUCCCUGGACACCCCCAUCAGGUACAGCUAUAACGACCAGGUGGAGGCCUGGCUGAAUGACUUCCUCUGUCUCAACUGUAAUGAGCCCUUCAAACUGAAGAACUCCCUCUGCGCCCCCGCCAACACGCAGCUCUAUUUUGUUGAUAAACAUGUCUUCAAGCGAUUUAGCAAAACGAGCGAAAGCUUGCUCAGAAAAAUUAUGACCCUCUUCGUCACCUCCCACUACAAGAACACCCCCAACGAUUUGAUUAUGAUUUUGGACUCGCAGCAGCACCACCUCUUCCUCUUGCUGAGUGGGAGCGGCGGGAGCGGCGGUCUGGAUGGCAGCCUGGAUGGUGGCGGCGUGGACGAGCUCGACAUCUACGGCGUGCUGCACUGCGCCAUCGACGGCGUCGUGCGCCCCCCCCCGGGCCGGCGCCUCGUCAAGCUGCAGGACCUGCUGCAAGGGGGGAAGCAGCGCGACGGGGGGAGUGAAGAAAGAAAUGGGCAGAGGAGCGACCAGAAGAGCAGUCAGAGGAAUGGCCAUACGAAUGGCCAGACGAAUGGGGAGAGUCACGCCGACCAGAACCAACAUGGUGACUGCCGACCGGGGGAGCCCUCGGAGGGCCACACAAAAGAACACACUGCAGACGCAGCCCCCGCCGCUAAUCACCCGAUGGCCAACGAAUUCGAGGGCAACCUGAUGCCCUACCUAAUCACCGAACACUUUGACUAUCACUUCUACCACUACGUAGGAAUACGGGUGGUGCGCAUCUCCAUCCACCCCUCCAUCCAGAAUCUGAAUUACGGCUCGCAGUUCCUGCGGAAACUCAUCGAUUACUACAGUUUGUAUAAUGGACGGGGUCGGGGGGGUGGCUCUCCCUACCGGGAGAACGUCAUUCUGUACCGCUGCAGUGGUGGCAGCGGUGACAGCGGCGGAAGUGGCGGACGCGGCGAGGGUGGCCAGACAGACGAGGCAGCCGCAACGGACGGGACAACUGCAACUAACGGGCGCGUCUUCCUCGACCCGCAGCUGAGCCGCGUGGACUACGUGGGCACGUGCUUCGGCCUGACCAAGGGGCUGCUGAUCUUCUGGCAGAAGAACGGCUUCACCCCCGUCUACCUGAAGCAGCAGAGGAACGAAAUCACCGGGGAGUUUAGCCUCCUCAUGGUGAGGCACUUAAGCAAAAAUUUGAAGAAAGUCUUCGCCAAUUUCCACCUAGACUUCGUGCGCAGCUUCUGCAGCCUGCUGCCCUACGCCUUCAGGCGGCUCGAGUCGUUCGUCGUGUUUAACCUUCUGCACAACAACCCAGUCGCGCUGGCGCGGCCCACGCGCGAGCAGCUCCUCCUCCCCAGGGGGAAAGCGGCAAAUGAAGGAGAAAAGGAAGUGGUAGCAAAAGGAGAAGCGGUAGCCGACAGGGAAGCGGUAGCAGACGGGGAAUCGGUAGCAGACGGGGAAUCGGUAGCAGACGGGGAAUCGCUAGACGAGGAGGACCCGGACCACUGCGCCUGCUUCUACGACGACGAGCUGCUGAGCCAGGAAAACCUCUUCUACUUCUUCCACCCCAACGACCUCUGCCGCCUGAAGCGGUUCGUCAUGGAGGCCAAGCCCUUCGCCGACGUCCUGUACCUCAUGCAGACCGUUGCCAACUUAAUUCUCUUCCGGAAGGUCCCCAUCCAACUCACCUUCCUGGAAUACACCGUGCUCUACGCCGUCUCCCUGCAGAAGAAAAGCUGCCAAGAAAUCUCAGCCGAAAUCAGCAUUAACGUCAACCAGACCACCGCCCUCCUGCGCAAGAUCCUCCACCGCGUCUACACCUUUCUGAAGGACCUCAUGCAAAGGGACAUCGAACAGAAAGUGGAGGCGCAGUUCAGCCAGAAGCUCCACAAGCAGAAGAAGCGCGCGCGCCAGGUCGAGCUCCCCUCGGGGGAGUACAUCGACGAGCUGCACAGGAACACCCGAGUGGUGGCCAAGAAAAGCAAGAAGGAGAAGCGAGCCCUCCUGCGCGAGUUUAGCCUAUCAGGAACCGUGAAAAGGAAGCAAAUCAAGGUCAAGACAAACGACGACGCUGAUCCCCCCAAGGAUGUAGUCCCCAGCUGA
Messenger RNA from Plasmodium vivax (malaria parasite P. vivax), 3702 nucleotides. RefSeq lists its product as hypothetical. Gene Ontology annotation, cellular component: 90S preribosome; nucleolus. The transcript has 3 exons. Gene Ontology annotation, biological process: rRNA acetylation involved in maturation of SSU-rRNA. Bases 1 to 3702 code for a protein of 1233 amino acids. Lineage: Eukaryota; Apicomplexa; Aconoidasida; Haemosporida; Plasmodiidae. The record is from RefSeq and is a predicted model, not a curated record. Gene Ontology annotation, molecular function: 18S rRNA cytidine N-acetyltransferase activity; ATP binding; tRNA binding.